AUGACUGAUAUAGAACCAUUAAAUACUGAAGGUAAAAAAGUUAAAAUAACACAAAAAGUUAAAGAAGUUAUUGUAAAAGAAACUGUUAAUAAAGAAGUUGCUAAAAGAAAAAAAUGGGCAAAAUUCGGAGCUGAAAAAAAUGCUGCUCCUGGUCCUGAUUUUAGAACUACACAAGUUGGUGAACCUGUUUAUUUAAGAUUAGGUACUGCAUGGAAGGCAUUAGAAAAAGAAGAAGAAGAAAAAUCCGCUCAAGAAGCUGCUAAAACUAAUACUUAUCAACGUAUUAAAUGUAGAACUUGUGGUGGUGCACAUUAUACUGCUAAAUGUCCUCAUAAAGAAACUCUUGGUGGUGAUCCUGCUAUUGGUGGUGGUGCUAGUGGUUCUCCAGCUCCUGAAGAUUCUGGUGCUUCUGGUGCUGCUGGUGCUUCAGCAAGUGCUGCUGCUGCAGGUAAAUAUGUUCCAUUACAUAUACGUAAUAGAGCUGCAGGUAUUGAACCUGAAAAGAGAGGAGAUCGUGAUGAUUCAAAUACAUUAAGAGUUUCUCAAUUAAAUGAAAUCGUUACAGAACAAAUGAUUAGAAAUGAAUUAUUUGCUAAUUUCGGUCCUUUGGCAAGAGUUAAUAUUGUUAGAAAUAGAGAAACUGGUAGAUCUAAAGGUUUGGCAUUUGUUCAAUUCCAUACUGAAUCUGCUGCUCAAAGAGCUAUGGAAGCUCUUAAUGGUAGAGGUUAUCAUUCAUUGAUUUUACAAGUUGAAUUUUCUAAACCAAAAAGAUAA
This is a messenger RNA of Hansenula ciferrii, 774 nucleotides long. It is a transcript of the gene TIF35, whose product is annotated as translation initiation factor eIF3 core subunit g. Gene Ontology annotation, molecular function: translation initiation factor activity; RNA binding. Gene Ontology annotation, cellular component: eukaryotic translation initiation factor 3 complex; cytoplasm. The transcript is spliced from 2 exons. Bases 1 to 774 code for a protein of 257 amino acids. Lineage: Eukaryota; Fungi; Ascomycota; Saccharomycetes; Phaffomycetales; Wickerhamomycetaceae. The record is from RefSeq and is a predicted model, not a curated record.